This is a messenger RNA of Lycium ferocissimum, 525 nucleotides long. RefSeq lists its product as uncharacterized. The record is from RefSeq and is a predicted model, not a curated record. The annotation marks the transcript as partial. The transcript is spliced from 2 exons. Gene Ontology annotation, cellular component: nucleus. Gene Ontology annotation, biological process: chromatin remodeling. NCBI's taxonomy places the organism in Eukaryota, Viridiplantae, Streptophyta, Magnoliopsida, Solanales, Solanaceae.
AUGACUAUUAAGCUAGUUGUGGGAGGGCUGACUUUCAACAUAGUUAGUGCAUACGCACCACAAGUGGGUUUGGUCGAGGAGGACAAAAAGCGUUUCUGGGAGGAGUUAGAUGAGGUUAUGAGAGGGAUUCCACACAUCGAGAAGCUAUGUCUAGGAAGAGAUUUCAAUGGUCACAUAGAGACCACUUCAAGUGGCUAUGAUGAUGAACAUAGCGGUUUCAGCUUCUCGAAUAGAAACGAAGGAGGAGCUGCGUUUUUAGAUUUCGCUAAAGCUUUCGAUUUGGUCAUAGCUAACUCGAGCUUUCAGAAGAGGGAGGAGCACUUGGUGGGCAUAAAGGGGACUGGUGGAGGGAAUGGAGAGGAACAAGGAAAAGUGAAAGCCAAGAAGAUUGCUUAUACGGCGAUAGUGCAAAGCAUGGACGAUGAUGGUAAGCGAAAGAAUAGGGAAAAGUAUAAGACGUUGAAGAAGGAAGCAAAACUAGCAGUUACGACGGCUAAAACGACAGCUUUGAACUUGAGGGAAAAG